CAGGGUCGUGAGGGAGUGGUCGCCAUGCUGCGGGAGUUGCGGCGGCGCUGGCGCUCGUACAAGUACCGCUUCGUGCCCUGGCUCGCCCUCAACCUCCGCCGCCAGCGCAGGACCCUUCGAUAUGUUCCUGAAAGCUCUCAAGACAAAAUUAUUGCUGAUGAAGACGUCUUUGAAACACUACUGAGAACAUUUAAAGCUCUGUUCAUAAAUGACUUAAGUAGACAAGCAGAUAUUCUGGCCUUACUUCCAGAAGUCAAGUGUCAAUAUCUAGAAUUACUUUCUGUGGAGCAGAAGCGGUCAGAAGUAAAGUUUUGUAACCAUCAGGGUCAGCACGCAUUCAGUCCUGAGGAGGUUUUGUUCAACACGCUUGGGUUCACUGUUAGCAGAGACCGGAGUUCGCUGGUGUCUGCUGGAACUGGAGUCUUUGUUACCAGAGGUUUUGUUCCGAAAGGGACGGUUGUGUCUAUGUAUCCUGGUACAGUAUACAGAAAGCAUGAGCCCAUCUUUUUCCAGUCCCUUGGCAAUCCCUUUAUUUUUAGGUGCAUUGAUGGUGUCCUUAUUGAUGGGAACGAUAAGGGACUGUCAAGAUCAGUGUACAGGUCUUGCAGCAGAAGAGAUCAGCUUGGCCCUUUUCAAAUGAGUGAUGAGAGCUGGCUCACAGCCACCCUGCAAAACCCACUGGCAGUGGGACAGUACGUCAACAACUGCUCACAUGAAAAAGCAGCAAACGUGUGUUAUCAAGAGUUUGACGUGCCAGGACAUUUUCCAGUAGAACUGAAACAGUAUCUUCCAAACAUCGUCUACAGCCAUGACAUGGAGAGCCACUUGAGGUGUGUAGUUCUUGUCACUCUCAGAGACAUCAAGCAAGGAGAAGAACUUUUUUCAAAUUACUACACUGUUGUCAGCUGAAUUAAUAGAUUCAAAACUGAAGAAAUCUCUGUCAAUAAAAUAUGUAUGGUGCCUGUACUUCAAGUUUCAUCAUCAUUUUUAUGUAAGGGAGAACUGUCGUUUUACCAUUCAGAGAGCAAAACUGUAGAAAUUCAGCAAAACAGUUUCUCUGAAAAUAGUCCACAUUUGAUG
Molecule: messenger RNA, 1080 nt
Organism: Camarhynchus parvulus
Lineage: Eukaryota; Metazoa; Chordata; Aves; Passeriformes; Thraupidae
Gene: SETD9
Product: SET domain containing 9
Exons: 6
Coding region: 25-909 (294 amino acids)
Molecular function (GO): protein binding
Source: RefSeq, a predicted model, not a curated record